This is a messenger RNA of Dromaius novaehollandiae (emu), 6120 nucleotides long. Its product is annotated as soluble lamin-associated protein of 75 kDa. The record is from RefSeq and is a predicted model, not a curated record. NCBI's taxonomy places the organism in Eukaryota, Metazoa, Chordata, Aves, Casuariiformes, Dromaiidae. The transcript has 13 exons. Bases 172 to 2214 code for a protein of 680 amino acids.
UGUUGUGAUAGAUUGGGUAUAAUCAUUGCUGUUUCGUUUCAGGCAGUUGUGGGGCGGGGGGAAACUGCUUUGGAGGUAGGUGAAGAGAGUGCUGGCGAUCUCCCAGCUGCUACUGUGAGCCUGCUGGAAGGGAAGGCAAACACAGAGCUGCUCAGGAAUGGGAGCUGUCUGAUGAUGGCGUUCCCUGUGGAUAUGUUGAACGGCUACAGUCAUGAGGACUUGGAGAGCUCUGCAGAAGACUACAUGUCUGACCUUCGGUGUGGAGAUCCAAAUCGUCCUGAAUUCUUGUCCUUGCCAGACCACAGCAAAAUUCCUAUUAGCUUGUCAACUGUGGGCUUCGUUCCUCUUUAUGGUGGAGAGCAGACACACAAAGUUCUUGCUUUGUUUGCACCAGAGGACUCGCUCACAGCUGUAGCCCUGUAUCUUGCUGACCAGUGGUGGUCAAUUGAUGACAUUGUGAGAACAUCUGUACCUUCUAGAGAGGGGCUUCAGCAGGUGAAGUCUGUUGGAGAGAGAGUGGUUCUCUAUGUUCUGAAUCGAAUUAUCUAUCGGAAGCAAGAAAUAGAAAGAAAUGAGAUCCCAUUUCUCUGUCAUGGUAGCAAUGACUAUGCUAAGAUCAUAUGGAAAAAAGGAGAGGCUAUUGGGUUCUAUUCUGUUAAACCUACAGGAAGUGUUUGUAGCUCUUACCUUACUCAGAGUUACCAGCUUCCAGUGUUAGACACAAUGUUUGUAAGAAAGAAACAUCGUGGGAAAGACUUUGGGCUAAUGAUGUUGGAAGACUUUGUGGAUUCCUUUACCGAAGACACACUUGGCUUACGAUACCCACUGUCAUCCUUCAUGUACACAGUUUGUAAGCGCUACUUUGAGAAGUACCCUGGGGAUCAGGACCUUUUAUGGGAAGUGGAGGGAGCAGGACACUGGUUCCAGAGGACACCUAUUACCACUGUAUUGCAAAGGGAAAAACUCAAAAUUACAGAAGAGGCCUCUCAGAAAGAAAAUAUGAGUUUCCAGACAGAGGAAUAUUUUCUGCAAUCAGCAGUGGGAUCUGAAGCAAAUGAACAGAACACAGAACUAGAAGCACAGCUAAGUGCUGAAUCUCAAAAAGGCAAAGAAUCGCUAGAUGUCCAUGCAAGCACAUCUGAAGAGCCUACUGUAACACCUGUUUCCAUUCGGACGCGAAGCAGUCAUUUAAAACGCCCCAGGAUAGGAAAAAAUAGCCAGGAAUCUGAACCUGAAACUUCCAGAGGAGAUGAGGAAAAUGCUCUUCAUGUGUCGGAAAGCAGGCUGGAACCACUUGCCCACACAUCUGAAAGCUCAGAAGACUUAGUAGAAGAACCUGAGGAGAAUGCUGUUGAGAAUGACGAGGAAAUGAUUGUUGAAAAUGAGGACCAGUCUGUAGCGGAAACAGAGUUGCAUGCGUCACCACCUGAGAAACGGAGUGAGAAGGAGGAAAUUCCACUGGAACCUCUUAAUGGUGAGGUAACAGAAGAAACUGCUAAGACCUCACUUACGGCUGAAGAGGAGACAGCAAAUGAAGUUUUAGGUGGCGAAUUGAAAUUGCAGUCUGAGAGUCCAGGAGAAGAACCCCUAACGCUGUUUGUUCCAUUAAUCCUUGAGCCUCCAGCAAAACCUUUAGAAGACACUGUAUCAGAUAAGGUUUUAAAUGCAAAUGAUUCAGAGGUGCUGACUGAACAAAGUCCAUCUAUAGAGAAGGAGAGCACUGAAGAAGAGCAGAAAGAAGCUGAAAGGAAGAAAUCGUCCAAGGAAGAAAAUGCAGCUGCUUCAGCUCCAAGGGAUGAACCCUCAGACAACGGCCUACCAAACUCUGUGGUAACUGAAGGAGCAGAAGAAUCUGUUUCCGAAAAUGUGUCGCCCAAAACAACUUCCUCAGUGGAAGAACAAAACGAGGAAGCAGGGCAAAACUCACAGGAGGCCCCUGUUGCCUUGGGUCAGAGUUCUUUGAUAGUGGUUGAACUUGAGGGUGUUUCUUUUCAGCAGCCUUCUGGACAGGAAGGCCAGAAGAACCAGUCGGAAGAGCAGUCAGAAGAGUCUGCUGAGCAGAUGGAUCAGUACACGCAGACAGCGGCAGAGCGGGCUGCUGACAGCAGCUCUGAGGAAGCAGAAAUUGAGGUACCCAUUGUAGAUCGGAGAACCUUGCGAAGAAAAGCCAAAGGUUACAAAGGUCCACCCAAGAAAAAAGGAAAGCCAGCUUAAAAAUGAAAUAUUGAUUAAUUCAUCUAUUUGUAAGAAAGCUAUUAUUUUGAUUAAAACACUAGGGUAAAACUAAACCAUAUGGGGGACAGGACACACGUUUAAAAUAUUGGGUUGGACUUCCUUUUGGGAUUUAUCACCUUUCCUCGAGUUUUCUUGAAUUUUUAACCACUAUACAUUGAGCUUCAUCAGAGUAUGAAAGUAAAUGGCCAGUUUCCUCCUUUUAUAAAGGAUACAUGCUGAAUAAAUACAGAAAUUGUGCUAGCAAAGGAACAGUUUGCAUAUUUAAGGUGGCAGUCUUGGAAGAAAAAUGGUGAAGUGUGAAAUCCUGGCUCUAUUAAGGUCACUUGAAUGCCUGUAGACAUCACUCUAGAAUUUUUAUAAUCUUGCGUUCUGUACUGUGGGGAGAAGCAGAACAAGUGACAUCCUUCCUUUCUUCUUGUUUCCUUUCCAUAGAUUUUCUCAGAUGAGAUUAAAAGAAUGUAAGAUUAUGUAAUUCUAGGUUUCAAAAUAUACAAGCAGAUAUAACUCAGUAGAUCAAAGCAACAUAAGCAGCAUCUAUAUUUCACUAAAAUCAGACCGGAGACUUUCCACUUCUGAUCCCCAACUACUAUUUGCUAAUCACUUGAAACAGCUGAGUCAGCAGAGACACUGUCAACACAGUAUCUGUCAUAGCACACUCUGAUAAUGAAGUUCUUUAAGUGAAGAUUUAGGGAUGUCUACGCGGUAAACUGUAUUUGUAACUUCCGAAGUGAGCGUCUUGCUAAGCGUAAGUUUUCCGGAAUGUAUGGAGUGCAGAUUCGAGUACACUUACAGAGUUGUUUGAACUGCCUUUCCUAACUAUUUGCAUGUGUUGAAUGGAUACUUGAUGACUGACUUGUUAUGUUACAGGAAAAGGAUAUUGCAACUUUUGAUCUAGCAUUGGUCUGAAUGGAAGUGGCGCUUUGUGUUUUCCAAAUACUCAGCUGAUGCUUUGGGGUAAUUAAAAUGUUGUAUCUGCCAGAUGUGUGACUCCUGUGAGUUCUGGCAUUCCAGGUGGACGUGACAUUCAUUAGUGUGAAUAAUAGUGGGGAUUUCAGCAAAUGCUUGUUUGCUGAGCUCCUGUGCCUUUAGGAGUUAGCAGGAGAUUGCUGCAAAAACUUCUGAUUCCCACUUUCUUUUUCUAACUUGGAUGUAAUUCCUGGGAUAAUAGCUUCCCAGUUUAUAGCUUUCUUAAAAGCAGCAACCAAACUUUGCAAUAUGCAGACAGACAGAAAUCAAAACAGGCUAUUCAUGCAUGUUUCCCUUCAGAGGUACUCUUGGCAAACCAUAUAUUUAACUUAAAUUGCCAUAGUCUAUAAGCUAUUUCCUAAUUUGCUAUAUGUUUCUUUCAAUAAAUGAAGCUCCUCUCAUAAUGGGUUAAAAACUCAGGAAUAAGAAAGAACAGUGGUUCUAGGAAUAAGAAAGAACAGCAGUCCUAAGAACAAGAAAUCACACAACUAUUUGUCCUGCUAUAUCUUUUCUAAGAUUAGUAAACCAGUCUCCUAUAGUGUCUCAAAAAUAGAGGUAUCUCUAAAUUGCUGUUUAGGAUUUCUAAGUACAGGGUUCACUUGAAUAAUUGCAAUGCUGUCUUAAUUUUUAUGUCCCUAUGAAGCAAAUAUAAGAAUCUGUUCUUUGAUUUUUAUGCUUAUACAGUUUAACUGUAUUUAUAAGGUAUUUUAACUGUAUAAGAUAUAUUCUUACUUAAUCAGCUGAGAUGAACAGAACCAUGCUCCCUUGUAAUUUGUUCAGAGACACUUAAAAAAGAAAAAAACAAAAAAAGGCAAGUUUUUAGAAGUAUGUAUUGCCUAAGCUUUGGAUUUAAGGUACACAGGAUCACUGAGUUAAAUCUGGGUUUCUUGAGGUGUUGCACUUAGCUGUAACUUCCUAUCAAUGUACAGGUACUGCUAUGAACCCUUGAUGGCUGAUAAAUGUUCAAGAUCUUUCAUGAUUGUUUAUAAACCUAUUCAAGUGAACCUUAAGCAUUUCUAAAACUAAUUAAACAUUUUCUAUGAAGCACAUGAGACAAUUUCUGUCAUCUAUAAUAUGGCUUCUCUUUUAGUUCUAAGAUUUAUUGUAAAAAGAUGAGAACAUGAUGGCUAGAAAACAUACAUUGUGUUGCUAGGAAUUGGGCUCUGUGAGGAUUGAUGGUAGUUAAAAUGGGGGUUGUAUAAACUAUAUUGUAACCCCAUCUUUCAUUUGUUAGAGUAAGCUUUCCUAAACAUUAAUCUAUUGAAUACUUCAACUGAUAAAAAUGUAUUUACUUGUAAUAAUUCAAGGAUUCUUUUGUUUACGAAAAGCGAGUCCCAGUUGUUUCAAUUCUUCUAACUGGAUUUUUGAUGCAUAUGUUUGUAUCACUUGUAUUUCCCUUCAAGGUUGGAAAACACUGUUAAUGGGAAAAGGUCAGUUCACUCAUUUGGCUUUCUUUUCACAGCUAAGUCAGUAUUGAUUUCAGUUAGUAUCUUAUUUUUAAGAUGUGCAUAUUGAAGGCAUAAAUAUUGCAACAGUGCUAUUGGAUUAAGUCAGUCUUGGAUUCUACUGAGAUGAACUAGAUUUCUGAUCUAACUUCAGUGACCUAGAGGGGGUUUUUAAACAUGUGAAUUUAAGUUCAGUAUUUAAGUGUACUCUUGAGUAACUAUUUCUGUAAGUCGAGGGUACCUGAGAUAGUAGCUGAUGGCCUGGUUGUUAAGAACAGCAUGGGGCAGUCGAGGUGUGAUUAGGAAUUCUGAUACCUGAUAUGGUCUUGAAAACUAGACAGUUCUAGCUGUGAUUGCAGCAGUACUUUGAACUAAAGGGCACGGUUUAUUUUCUGUAAUAACUUCUUUGGCAUCAAUCAUUGCGGAGUAAAUACUAAGUGACAAAAUCAAAGUACUGUCAUUAAUAGUAUUUAUUUGCAGUACCGAUUGUCUCAUUGGAACCAUAGCUUAAUAGUCCAUACCUUCUGUUACAUUAAUGCAAGAGGACAUAUCUGACAACUGUGGUGACUCAAGUGUUUUACCUUGGGAAAGCCAGCGUUUUUUAGGCUUGGACAAAUUUUUUCCUCUGUUAACUGUCUGGCUUAUUACCAUUGAAUUGUUAAAGAAUUUUUAAGAUCCUACCACACCAGCAAUCAACAAUUAAAACAUCGACUUUCUACAACUUUGUACCAAAUCUUAUUGCAACAUGCUUUGGAACUACAUGUGUACAACGAAAGCAAGCAGUAUUAUUUUUGAGCUUUAUUUAGUCUAGGAAUAGAGCUUAAAGAACAUUAAUUUGUGACUUCAGCCUUGCUUUUCAAUGGUAAAUGGUUUUGUAUUUGAAUCCAGCAUUUGUUCAAAUGUCUUUCUUGUGCUGCUUGUUAAGUUUUAACAGGAGUUGCUUUGCUUUUCUCACUUUUUUUGGGGUCUUUUUCUCAUUUCAUGCAGAAUUCUUGUUUGUUGUUCUCACGUUUCAUAGCCCUUUACAUGAAAAUGUGUACAUGUCUUACUUCAAAAGUGCUUUUAACUUAUUUUAAAUGAUGUCUGACCUUAGGUUGUUGCUUUUUAUACCAUUUCAUUCUGUAGAUGUCAGUAAUCAAAUUAGUCAUUUACAAUGACAUCAACAUUACUAAGUUAAACAUAGCAAUAAAUAGGCCUAAGUUUCAGCUUCUCUGCUCUGAGUGACCAUUAUAAAAUUUUAUUUCCAAGAGGAUACACUUCUAAAUUUAUUUUCAUAAAUGUGGUGUUAGAUGUUUUCUGAAGUAGUGAUACCCUGUUAUAAAUCUGCUGUUUAUAAAUCUUAUGAAAGAUGUGUUACUAUUCUACAGUACUGUAUUAAGUCUUGUUACAGUGUGUUUCAGUUUUUCCUUUUUUUAGUAUUGUCUUGACUGGUUUUGAAAUGUUUUGAACUAGUAAUUAAACUUAUAUUUUGUGA